Molecule: messenger RNA, 1857 nt
Organism: Homarus americanus (American lobster)
Lineage: Eukaryota; Metazoa; Arthropoda; Malacostraca; Decapoda; Nephropidae
Product: glutamate receptor ionotropic, delta-2-like
Exons: 8
Coding region: 347-1156 (269 amino acids)
Cellular component (GO): membrane
Molecular function (GO): ligand-gated monoatomic ion channel activity
Source: RefSeq, a predicted model, not a curated record
GCAAUUAUGCAUUCUCCUGAUCGCUCCAGUGGCUCCAGGCAGAAAGACGGGUCUUGGUCUGGUAUAGUGGGUAUGGUGAUGAGGGGGGAUGCACACUUCUCCAUAGUGCCCCUCACCAUGACUGCCAGCCGCUCUGAGGUAGUGGAUUUCACAUGUGUGAUGGAUAUGAAUUAUGUCAACAUCCUGGGUGCUCGGGGGCGGCCAGAGGUGGAUCCGUGGAGUUUUCUACUUCCCUUCACUUCGCUGGUCUGGAUGGCCAUCCUGACGGUGCUGCUGGUUGUGCUGGGGGCGACGCUCUUCUUGUCGUCGUUUCUUCCUGAAGGCGCUUGUAGACGAGAAAAACAAGAUGGCAGAAGCCUUCGGAUUAGUACGACUGCUUUUAAGCCAGGAUUUUAAUUUGGCGUCGACGGCGUCGCAGUGGUGGUGGGAGUUGCUGUUGUUGGCAGUGUGGAUGUUGAUGACGCUGGUCUUAAGACAAAGUUACUCUGGUAACCUCAUAUCCCACUUGGCGGUGAGAUAUAUCCCAGAGCCUUACCAGACCUUGCAAGAGGUGGUGGAUGACUCGUCGGCCAAUAUCAUAUGGCAGCGUGAUUCAUCGAUUGAGCAGGAUAUUCGGACUUCGAAAUAUGGUAUUCUGAAAGAGCUGGCAGACAUAGAGAUGCAAGGACGCGUCAAGCGUAGGAAUUUUCCAGAAUUUUACAGCAACACCGACACGUUGGUGAGGCGCGGCGACCACGUUAUCAUGGUUUACGAAAUUAUCAUGUACAUACUACUGGGAAAACAGUUAUCUAAUACAGGACGGUGCGACUUCUAUAAGCUCAGAGACAAUAUGAUGCCCAGGAUGAAUAGCAUGAUAGUUCCCAAGGACAGUCCUCUUCUGUACGCGUUAAGUAAAAGGGUAAUGGCACUUACUGAGAGUGGGCUAUAUAACUUCUGGUUGAAGUCAUCCAUCCCAAACUAUUCGUUUUGUCUGAAUCCUCCGGCAAAAAUAUCUAUCAGUAGCUCAAUCGCUAUAUCCAACAUAUGGGGUAUUUUUGUUGUUCUCAUCUGUGGCUACAUCAUCAGCCUAAUGACGCUAUGCUUGGAGAUUCUUUGCACCAACAUCACGCAGGACAAUGGAGCGUCGACACACAAAGGUACCAACAGACUUGGCUGACUGCGUUAAGUUCGUGCGGCUGUGAGUGGGAGACCGGUCCAUCCGUGAAAUAGCAGAACAGACCAACGUAAGCGUCACGAUUGUGUACAGGUGGAUAAAGCGGUGGCAGAACCAAGGCAAUGUCAACAAUAUACCUCGUAAGGGUAAUUAUCGACUGGAAUUUGAUAAAAGAAACACAGAGCUCAUCCCGGCUUUAAUGUCUCAUCAAACGAACGGCUCCUUAUACACUACCAGGCUCUGGACUUACUGUAGACACAACUUUUUUUUACUAUAACUUGUUAGCGUACAAGAACCCUUGCAUUCCAACCUAUGACGUUGCCUUGAAAUCCUAAUUUUCUUGGAAAAACUCAGAGGUUAUAUAGUUCACUCUAAUACUUCGAAGGUGCAGUAUUCCAGGUAAAUAUUUUGAAAAGCAACAGUUGAGAUUCAAAACUGUGGAUUUUAUAGAAUGAAACACAAUUCAUUGGCGUAAUACAUCGACUGGUGAAGAACUACAUUUUCCAGUUUCAAGGUCGAUGCGAAUGAGCAUAAAUUCGCAAUAAUCUGUUUUCUCGAAGUACAAAGAGUUUCUGAUAAUGACUGAAUUGUAUUUCCAUUUUGUAUGAUUUAAUUGAUCCUGUUGCUUAUAAAUUACAUUUGAUGGAGAAUAUGUUGUUCCUUAUCGUCAGACACUAUUCUCAACACACUGAUUCUCUACAAUU